AUGCCUCCUCGAAACCGGAAAGAACGUCGAGCAGCACAGGCUGCAUUCGCAGCAGGCAACGAUGAUUUUGACCCUGCAUCAAUCCCCCUUGGCCGCCCUCCGGCAAAUAGCCCUUCCGAAAAACCAAAGACAAAAACUCUUUACGAACUUGCAGCUGAAAGAGAAGCGGAGCUAGCGCGAUCCAGGCCAAAAAGUAGCCUCGAACCACAGCCAGAUACAGAAUUCGUCACUAUCUCGCCUGAAGGAAACAUAAUACGAACCAAUCCUUCCAAGUCACCCACGAAUAGUGUACCCAGCAACCCUUCUACGGACGAGGCCGAUGUUGAUGAACCAAUACCCCCGCUCCCUGACACGAUACUCCUCUCUCUGCCUCUCUCCGUUCUCCACCUUACAUUGUCAUUUCUCGCUGCACACCAAUAUGCCCAAGACAUCCCCCUCCGAAAACUCAUCCAGAACACGGCCUUUAUAUCGUUCCCUGUCCUCACUUUCGUCAUUCAUCUUGCCCAUGGCCACAUUAUCUCUUUUGACAGAUUCGAUUUCAGAAGCAAAGGAUACAGGCAGCGGGAUGGAGAGGACAAGAAUACGAAAAAACGACAGGAAUCUACGGGCGGGAGCAACACUUUGUUCGGAAGGGUCCUCAGCUAUCUCUUUCCCCCUUCAGUAAAAUCCAUGGUAUUCUUUCCCAUGGCCUUAUUUUUCGGUGGACGGUUAAUAGCUAUGACGAACGAGGCGUCCUAUUACGCUGUUAUGAAGAAGACGCCUUCUGUCGGCACACUAUGGGUUUGGGCAGUACUGGAGCUUUCCUUGGUGCCUGCUAUUUUCGGAGUUCUGACCCCAAUCUGCUGGGCUGUUCUAUAUAAAGGAUAUGGGAUUAUCUGA
Molecule: messenger RNA, 879 nt
Organism: Histoplasma capsulatum G186AR
Lineage: Eukaryota; Fungi; Ascomycota; Eurotiomycetes; Onygenales; Ajellomycetaceae
Exons: 1
Coding region: 1-879 (292 amino acids)
Source: RefSeq, a predicted model, not a curated record